AUGUUGAAAGAUCAACCUAGUUCUCCUAUGUCAAAGGUGUCUAGUAUACCUGAUAUAUUGUUUAAUGGGAGUAAAUUAAAUAAAAGAGGUGGUUCUAAAAAUAAGAAAGAUAAAAAUCAAAAUAGCGCAUCUAAUUCAUUUAUUCAAGGGAACGAUGAUAUAUCAAGAUAUUCUAUCGAUUUACAAGAUGAUAAAGAUAACGAGACUGAAUACUCAGCUGAUAUUCAACCGUUAACAUUUAAAAUGAAGAGAACUCCUGAACCUGAACCUGAACCUGAACCUGAACCUGAAGCGGAAUCAAAGGAUACACCCAGAGAAUAUCUUGACUCAUUGGAACAAAUUAGGAAGCAGAUUCAAAGACUAACUAAUGGUAGUUCUGAUUCAAAUGGUUUAAUGACUAAUGGUAAUCGUUUUCAAAAUAAUUCAAAUAGUAUGCCUUGGAAUUUUGGUAAUAUUGAUAAAGAACAGUUCGAAGAAUAUUUAGAAAAACCUAGUUAUAUUAGAUGUUUACCAAGAAAACUUGAUUUUAAUAUAUUCAAUAGAUUGUUUUUAGCUCAAGAGUUAAAGGAUACUUCGGAUGAACAUGAAUUUUCAUUUGAUCCUAAAAUGAAUAACAAUUCGAUGAAAAAGACAAGAAGCAGGGGUAGAGGCUCCGUAUCGUCGAAUGUGUCUAAUUCGGAUUCUUUGAAGAGAGCAAUUUGGAAAAUACAGUUUAGUUUGGAUGGGAAAUAUAUGGCCGUUGGAAGUAAAGAUGGAACAGUAAAGAUUUUGAAAGUUAUUAGUUCCCCUGUUGAACGAUGGGAAAUGGAUAAUAUGGAUGAAUACAAAAAAAAAUCAAGAGCAAAAAAAAUGUUACGAAUGAAACAAAUGGCUGCAUCAUCUACUUUUAAUCAAUUAAACAAUGGGAAAAUGGGAGAGAAUAUUACCGACUUUGAAAAUAAUACUUUUGAACAUCAUAAUAAUAACAGCGAUUCUACUAAUUUAUAUGCGCCUGUAUUUCACCACACUCCAUAUAAAAUCUUUAAAGAACAUACAUUUGAUGUCUUGGAUCUAGAUUGGUCCAAAAAUAAUUUUCUCUUGACAGCAUCAAUGGAUAAAACUGUCAAAUUAUGGCAUUUAGAGAGGAAAGAAUCUUUAAGAACAUUUCAUCAUGCAGAUUUCGUUACAGGUGCAAAAUUUCAUCCAACUGAUGAUAGGUUUUUUGUUACUGGUUGUCUAGAUCAUAAAUGUAGACUUUGGUCGAUUAUUGAUAACGAAGUAAGUUACGAAUAUGAUUGUCAAGAUCUUAUAACAUCAAUUGAAAUAUCGAAAUUUGAUGGGAAAUACACGAUCAUUGGUACUUUCAAUGGGUUUAUUCAUGUCCUGUUAACAAAGGGCCUAACACCUGUAUUGGCAUUCCAUGUGUCGGAUAAAGAAAUAGGAAAGAACGACGCAAAGUUGCCUUCAUCUUCAAAACAUAUAAGUGGUCCACGUAUUACUGGAAUCCAAAUAGUUGGUGGAAUAAAGGAACCUUUAGUUUUAUUAAUAACAAGUAAUGAUUCAAGGAUUCGUGUAUUCGAUAUUGAAAAACGAAAGUUGGUAGAAUUCUUAAAAGGAUUCCAAAGUGGUUCAUCUCAACAUCAAGCGUUUUAUCUUGAUAAUAAUGGAGAAUCAACUGUUCUAUGUAGUAGUGACGACCAUUGGUUAUAUGGUUGGACAUUGAAAACUAGGGAUGAGAACACCAUGGAGAAGGAAGGAUCUCAAUCGGGGUCAACGAUUGAUAAAAAUCAUGAUUCACAUCUAGAUAUAUCAUCAUUAUCAUCAACGGGGUCUGAGGAUCUAAGUGAAGAUAUGUUGGAUCAUGAGGAAGAUGAGAAAAUAGAGGCAUCAUUAUCUCCACCAAAUAAAAACAGAGUACGGAGACGUUCCAAAAUUUUGAAUUCCAUAAGAAAUUUAGCACAGUCUCAUCAUCGUCUACAUCAUAGUGUAAUUAAAAACUCAAAAUAUAGUUGUUUCCAUGCUCACCAUGCGCCAGUGACGACAUCUCUUGUUGCUCCAGUUGAAACUUCAAAGGUGCUAUCACUUUCUAAUGAUUUUAUUUGUGAAUUAACAUUGAAUACAAUUCGAGACAAUAAGAUGGCCUCGAGCGAGCAAUCUAUUAUAUCAUCCGCAGGAAAUACAGCAGAAGUUGUAAAGGCUAUAGGAACAAUUUUGAUUACAACAGAUAAUCAAGGCACGAUAAGAGUUUUUAGAACAGAUAUCCCAACAAAGAUAAGGAGUAAGGUCUUAAAUGAUCUAAGACAAUAUUACGAAGAUAUUAACGUUAACGCUAAUAGUCAUGGACAUCCUAAAUCGAUGAAUUGUUUCAAUAAUUCAAAUAGAGCAGACUCUUCCGUGACUAUGAAGAAAGAACCUAAUAGCAAGACUGAAUCAAGUCUAGUAUCGGGAUCUGAUGAAGUAACCCCUACAUCUAGUGCAGAUAUACUACCUACUGGGGAAUGUGACAUAUUGACAACACCAAAUGGGCAUAUAAUUAACAAUGUUCAACCAACCAGUGGACAUAACGGAGUGUAUAAAAGUUCAAGAAAUAAUAUAUCUGCCUCAAGUAUCGGAAGACUGAUGGGAAACUCAUCAUCUAGAAGACACGCAAAGAGUACCAGUUCUUCAAACUCAAAUAUGAAUACCAAAGAAAGUGGUACUGGUAGAAACAUAGUCGCAAACUUGUCUGCAUUAUCAUUAAGAUGUAAUGUCUGUAAUGGUACAAAUUUUACGCAAUACUCAAGUAGUAUGGGGUUACAAAGAGAAAACAACUAUUCAUGUGUUGAUUGUGGUACUACCCUUAACAAUUUCCGAUAA
Maudiozyma saulgeensis is the source of this 2835-nucleotide messenger RNA. The record is from the annotation of a GenBank genome assembly. Lineage: Eukaryota; Fungi; Ascomycota; Saccharomycetes; Saccharomycetales; Saccharomycetaceae.